UGAAGCCUUCUUCCAUUCCACUUAAAAAAAAGUUCUUUUACUUGUUCGAAACAGAAUGAGAAAAAACAGUAGUCUUGUAGAGUCGUCAGAGUACAAUGCAAUACAUUCAAGAAUUUUAAAGCGAUUAAGUCUUGUGGAGCUGUGUUUGGCGGCUUUAGCGUUCUUCUUGGUCACUGUUCUAUUCGUGAGUAGAUUUUUCUACUUGAAUUUCGAAACCCCAGUUCGUAGUUCUAACCUACCUGGUUCAGUAGAAUGGCUGGGAAGCAUUAAAGUGGCAUCGCCGCCGUUGCCGUUGCCGUUGCCGUUGCCGUUGCCGUUGCCGUCGAGUUUGGAGAAUGAAGGCAUGAACGUAUCAUCGCCGAGUAUUGAGAUUGAAUAUAUGAACAUUUCAUCGCCAAGUUUUGAGAAUGAAGAUAUGAACGUUUCAUCGGAGAGUUAUGAGAGUGAAGAAUUGAAAGAGGUGAGGUUUCUUGAUGAAGGUGGAGACGGUUGUGAUAUAUUUGAUGGGAACUGGGUUUGGGAUGAAACCUAUCCUUUGUAUCAUUCCUCAGAUUGCCCUUUCAUGGAUGGAGGUUUCAGGUGCUCUGAGAAUAGUAGGCCAAAUGAUCAAUACACCAAGUGGCGUUGGCAACCCAAGCAUUGCAAUUUGCCCAGAUUUGAUGCAGAGAAGCUGUUAGAAAAGUUAAGGAACAAGCGAGUUGUAUUUGCUGGUGACUCCAUAGCCAGGAACCAAUGGGAAUCCUUACUCUGCUUGCUCUCUACUGCUGUUUCUAACAAGUCUUCAAUCUACGAAGUCAACCGGAAUCCCAUUACCAAGCACUCUGGCUUCUUGAUUUUCAAGUUUGACCAUUUCAACUGCACUGUGGAGUAUUACAGAUCGCCAUUUUUGGUCUUGUUGGGCCAUCCUCCACCGAAAUCUCCUCCUAAUGUUAGGUACGCUUUAAAAGUUGAUCAAAUGGACAGGAGUGCCAAUCGUUGGAGUCAAGCAGAUUUGCUCAUUCUCAAUUCUGGCCGCUGGUGGACUUAUGAAAAGACUUUAAGAACGGGUUCCAACUUCGAAGAAGGGAAGAAAAUGAAGAUGAAUAUGAGUGUUGAAGCUGCGUACAAGAGAUCGAUGGAGACAGUGGUGGAUUGGGUUAAAAAUAAAGUGAACAAGAAAAAGACUCUCGUCUAUUUUCGAACCUAUUCACCAAGUCAUUUCAGAGGAGGUAGUUGGAAAAAUGGGGGUGGUUGUCACUUGGAAACACUACCUGAGUUAGGUCCAUUGAGUGGUAGUGAACAUUCUUAUGUGAAAAUAGUGUCUGAUGUGUUAUCAAAGAGGGCGAGUUCAUUGGAGAUGUUAAAUGUGACAAACAUGUCAAUGAGGAGAAAAGAUGGUCACCCAUCUAUAUACAACAACAAGGGCAAGAACAAGUCACCCACUCAUAUCCAGGACUGCAGCCAUUGGUGCCUGCCUGGUGUGCCUGAUUCAUGGAAUGAGCUUCUUUACGCCAUCUUUUUCAAGCGCCAACUCAUUCGAACAUGAAAUUUUCGCACAACAUAUUCUUCUGAGUUUAACCUUUUUUGCCUAUUACUUGGGUAGCUAAACAUAGCCUACAUAGGACUCUUUUUAACAUACCAAUUCAUUCUUCACCCUUGGGAUCACACGUGUAUACUCACACACGCAUUCAUAUACUUUGAAUUGUGAUUUGGAAGUUAGCUUAGACAAAUUCGACAAAUUAUGAUUGAUUUAAGGAUAAUUACACAC
Humulus lupulus (European hop) is the source of this 1747-nucleotide messenger RNA. RefSeq names its product protein trichome birefringence-like 10. Gene Ontology annotation, cellular component: Golgi apparatus. The coding region runs from base 56 to 1525 and encodes 489 amino acids. NCBI's taxonomy places the organism in Eukaryota, Viridiplantae, Streptophyta, Magnoliopsida, Rosales, Cannabaceae. The transcript is spliced from 4 exons. Gene Ontology annotation, molecular function: O-acetyltransferase activity. The record is from RefSeq and is a predicted model, not a curated record.